UCAAGAAUUAAACAUGGCAGCCCGCAGUGUGUUGAGGUCUGUGUGGAACUCAUUUUCGAGCUUAAAAUUAGGUGCCACAAGUACCAUCGUAAGGGUUCAACAGAGGAUAAAUGUCCCUCCGCUGCCGGCUUUAACCAUUCAGAGCCGAGGGAUCCGCCAAGUGGUGGAGAAGCAAGAGGGUAAAACAACAACAAUUGAGGGACAAAUACUGGACACUCCAGCAGCACCACAGCCUCCAAACCCCACAGCCAAGUGUCCUAUCCACAGAUGGAACCUGCAGCACAAAUACAACUACACGGAUGUCUUGUUACUCAGUCAGUUCAUCAGGUCAGAUGGAGGGCUGUUGCCCAGGAGAAUCACAGGUCUCUGUCUAGAGGAACAUCGCAAGAUUGCCGUCUGUGUGCAGAUGGCCCACAGAGCAGGUCUGCUGCCUGACCACAAACCCAAACUUCCAGAGGGCCAUGUCCCAAAGAGGCCCAAGCCCCAACUCAACAGAUACCUGACCCGCUGGUCCAUCGACUCUGUGAAACCCAUCUAUAAAACUGGACUGAAGUGGUGUAAGAGGCGCAUGUCUGUUGGCCACCCAGCACUCAAGAACAACGUACGUUAUGGCGUCAAGCCCCUUUACAUAAAGCACUGAAGGACAGAAAGCCUAACAAAUCGGUGCACCAACAGGACCAGAGGGGGUGGGACCUUUCAUGCACGGGGAGCAGUUCCAAAUGGACUUUUGUCAUAUUGCCCUUGGGAAAAGGCCUAAAAGCUUCAUCCAUCUGUAUUUAUACUACCUUUUGUUUAUUAAGCUGUGUCACGCUUUUAAUGAAUCACGCUCAGCCCCAACCAGAACCAUCUAUUCUGUCUCUGUUGGUUUUCAAAAAGCCCUUGAAGUUAACUCUCUGACAACUUAAUGCGAUCAUCAGCUGGGUCAAUGUUAGAGUUUCAAAGUAGGUGGUAUGUUGACUGUGUAUACUCAAGGCAACACAGAUGUGCAAAUAAAAUGCUCUCAACAUGUGUUUACUGUAUAGCAAUAGCUUUUGUGCAUGAGAACUAAAUGGAACAAAAACAGCAUGACUGUACCUCUCCUAGUUUAUUUGUUUUAAGAUAAGACAAACAAAAAGUCCUGCAAUAUGUUGCUUUUAAUACAUUUUAAAGGUUGAUGUGGUUAACAGAGAAACAUGAGGAAAUGGUAGCUUGAAAUAGGUGUAAGAUCUCUUUUUAUAGCAUGAAAGGAAGAUCCAAAUUCUUGGUCCCAUUGCCAAAAUAGAUGUAUCCAUGCUGUGGUGUCAUUGGCACAUGAUAGAAGGUCAGGCCAAGCCACAACAGGCUGCGAAGCACGCACACUGUGCUAGCACAUUCAAACUGAAGACUCCAUGAUCCUACACACAAACAAAGAAAACUUUUAUGAACAAUCAAUGUUAAAUGCAGGAGACUGCGGCGUCAUGUUCUCUGUGUUGAGCUGAAUUAAAAUAGAGGCUGCAGUAAUCCUUCUUUUCAGUCCAGGAACAUUAGACUGCUUGAGGCAGCCAAGGGAUACUCCAAUAAAUCAAGCUUUUGUGCCUUUGAUAUCUACAGUCUAACCUGUUUCUCAAUAUGUUUGGGUGUGACCAUGAACCCAA
Molecule: messenger RNA, 1613 nt
Organism: Chelmon rostratus (copperband butterflyfish)
Lineage: Eukaryota; Metazoa; Chordata; Actinopteri; Chaetodontiformes; Chaetodontidae
Gene: mrps18a
Product: mitochondrial ribosomal protein S18A
Exons: 6
Coding region: 14-640 (208 amino acids)
Biological process (GO): mitochondrial translation
Cellular component (GO): mitochondrial small ribosomal subunit; ribosome
Molecular function (GO): small ribosomal subunit rRNA binding; structural constituent of ribosome
Source: RefSeq, a predicted model, not a curated record